CUGGGACCAAAGGUCCCUCAAACAAGAGCAUUGAGCGCACUGAACUGAGGAAAGCACAUCGCCUUCAUCUUGCCUCAGACGUCGUUCCAAACUCUUUAUGUGUAGCAGGGUUGAAGUAUUUUCCUGACGCUGGUAUGAAGGAACAGGAGCAGCUGGGAUGAAGUCAGCUGAAAGCUCUGCUGGAAGCACGAUGUGCUCCUUCGCGUGUUCCUGAUCGCCUGGGAGGGGACGGCGUGUUUCCUCUGCAGGACGCUGCUGGCAGCAGGAAAGUAAAGGACCUCCAGUGGCUCGUCAUGGAUGUGGUGGGAGAAAAUGAAGCCUUACAGCAGUUCUUCGAAGGGCAAGAUGUCCACAGAGCCUUGGAAAACCCUACGGUGGAUACAAGCAUGUUGGAAGAAUUCAUCAGCAGUGACUUAGAGUUCGGAACCUUGCAAAGGCAGUUGCCAGACUCUCCACCAGACUCCGGGUCAGAAGCGUACUCUCCACCACAGCUCAAGACCACAUGGGGUGAUGCUACGUGGCCAAGUGGGCAGCAGUCUCUGUUCCCAUGUCCAUCAGCUGUGGCACCCAGCAAGCUUCCCUACAGGUUCCUGGAGACUUCUUCUGACCCCAACAGCAGUGGACAUCCUUGUAGCACUCCGCAGGGCUGCUGUAUGAAGAGAGAUAAUGCUGUGACUCCGUGGAAUAACUCUACAUCCUCCAGCUCUAUGGGUUUUAAUUAUUCAUACUUUCAGCCAAAUGUAUCUCAGAUUUCUAGCACUUCCACAGCAUCAGGCACAAAAAGGAAGCUCUCACAGUUACUGGGAGAUACCCCUGAUCCUCAGGUCUGGUGUAACAGCUCCAGCCAAGCAGUUCUCAAGGACUGUGCUGCCGAAGUGCAAGACUAUGACAGUGAUGGACAGAAUGCAGCUUUGGAAAAAUGCUGCCAAGCUCUAACAUGGCACCUAUACCAAACUUCUCAGUGGAACAGCUUACUGAACUCUAACUAUGAAAAGCUACCUGCCAUAGGAUAUCACAUCGUCACAGACAAAGGAUUUAAUUUUUCAGCGACAGACGAUGCUUUUGUGUGCCAGAAGAAGAAUCAUUUCCAAAUCACAGUCCAUAUUAGAAUCACUGGUCAUCCAAAAUAUGUCAAAACUCAGCUGGGGGUGAAACCAAUAGAAAAGUUUUACUUGAAAGCUUUUGGAAUAAGGAUGGAAGCUCCAAAUCAAACAAUUGCGAUUGAGCAAUCUCAGUCAGAUCGAAGCAAAAAGACUUUCAAUCCUGUUAGAGUCGAUCUGCCAGGGGAUCAGAUAACCAAAGUGACAUUGGGAAGGCUGCAUUUCAGUGAAACAACAGCAAAUAACAUGAGAAAAAAGGGGAAACCUAAUCCUGACCAAAGAUACUUCAUGCUGGUGGUUGGACUGUAUGCCGCCUCUCAGGACCAAUUCUACUUGCUGUCUGCAAAUAUCUCUGAAAAGAUCAUUGUAAGGGCAUCUAACCCAGGGCAGUUUGAGAAUGACAGUGAUGUGUUGUGGCAGCGAGGACAUGUUCCAGAGACAGUAGUCUGUCACGGUCGAGUAGGAAUUAACACAGAUGCACCAGACGAAGCACUGGUUGUCUGUGGAAAUGCAAAAGUUAUGGGCAGAGUCAUGCAUCCAUCUGACAGCCGAGCAAAAGAGAAUAUCCGGGAGGUCGAUACAAAUGAGCAGUUAAGAAGAAUAACACAAAUGCGACUGGUGGAGUAUGACUACAAGCCUGAAUUUGCAUCUGUUAUGGGAAUAGAAAAUACUCACGAAACAGGAAUAAUAGCACAGGAAGUGAAGGAGCUUUUACCUCAGGCUGUUAGAGAAGCUGGAGAUGUCGCUUUUAAUGAUGGCGAAAAAAUAGAAAACUUCCUCAUGGUUGACAAGGAUCAGAUCUUCAUGGAAAAUGUAGGUGCAGUAAAACAGCUUUGCAAACUAACCAACAACCUUGAAGUCAGAAUAGAAGAACUGGAACAGUGGAACAGAAAACUGGCCAGGCUGAAACGGUUAAGCAGUUUAAAGUCAACAGUCAGUGAAAGGAGCACAGUCAGCAGGUGCAGUCGAGCCACUAGUCUCUUGCCAUCAAGAAAAUCAGUCCAGCUAAAAUCCAGCAAGGUCUGUAUAUCGAAGAGGAAAGAGUCUUGCUCCAGGAAGAUUUUCCGGGUGACUAUAUUAGCUUUGGUUGCUGUUAUGGCGCUAUGUGCUUUGACAAUAUCAACCCUUUAUUUGCUUAGCAUCCAUGACAAACAUCUCGAGAAACAUUUUGCUUCCAGCAAUACCUCAAGUACUGUUGUGUUCUUUCCCUCUACCACUACGGCAGCACUGCAGGAAACAACAGUUUCUCAGAGCACGCAAACCAUCAGCAGGAUUCCUGAAGUGAACUUCUGUGAUCUUUUGCCUUGUGACAAAGUUUAUUGUUGUCCCAUUCAUCAAGCAGUGGUCAAAUAUCAAAGUUAUGAGAAAAUGAAAUCAGAGAAGAUACGAAACAAAUGUGACGUGAUACUUGGAGGAAAUACUGACAGGAGACCUUAUCUUGGAACUGACUGGAUUGAUACAACAAUCAGAUCUAUACAGAUUUUGGAAACACAGCAACUAAUUGACAAUCGUUACUGUAGUAAAAAUCCACAGUGCAGGUCUGGAAAUUACAACUGUAUUAUUCCCGUUAGCAAGUACACACCCGUAAAUGUAGAAAUCUCACUGGAAAUCAACACCACAGAACCAUUGAUUAUAUUUCUCUGCAAAAACACAUUUGGAAAUUACUGCUCCUAUUUUUCUUCAAGCCGAAACAGUGGGAAAAAUUUCCAAGAAACCACACAGGGACGUCGGCAUAUUUGGACUCUCCCAGUUGCCAGGCUGUAUGACAGCGCAUACUAUUUCCGCGUAGCCGCACCGGGUUUUGUAAGCUGCUCGACAGAUCCUUAUUAUGCUGGAGUGUUUUUUACUGAUUACUACUUCUAUUUUUAUCGGAAGUGUAACUAAAAUGUUGCCAAUCGCUCUGUACUUUGGGAAGAAAUAAUGAAGUUCUUGAUAUGAAAGAGAGACUCGUGUAUGGCCCUGGAUUUUUAUAAGCAUUUUACUGAGUUGUAUACCAUUUUCUUGUUUGUUUUGCUUUUAAAUAAAAUAAAAUAUUUGACAACAUCUGUAGCUCUAUGUUUCCAGGAACCGUUUCUAAAAGGUCAUGAGGCAGUGGAGUACAUGGUGUGUAAAUAAAUAACCCCAUUAGUGCAGUUUCAAGAUAGUAUACAGCAGACAAAAACAAAUGGGUAGGAGCUCUGCUGAACUGGGAUAUAUUUCAGCCUUCAGAAGAUGGUAAGAUAAUAAAAUAUUACUUGUAGUUAGAAGACGUGCUUCUGUCCUGCAGCAAUCUAAGUUCUAUUAUUACCUGCUGUCUUUUGUUUGUAUCAGAACCUAACAAAACUUCCAGGGAGAAGUGAAGCACCGUGUAAAUGUCCUCCAAAUUAAGUACUGUAAAUUGACAAACAGCAGUUUGGUUCCACUGUGUGUAAAUUUUUCCCUCUCAGAAAGUAGGCUAUCAUUACCAUUACAGCUGCGUGACUUAACAAAGCUGCUGUUGUUUGGAUGGGAUGCAUUUCAGGUACCUUUUCUUUAAAAAUGUACAGCAGAAAUGAGCUGCUUACUCCUAAUUUUCUUGGUGUUUGUGAUUUGUGCUAGUGUGAAGAAAGAAGUGCUUGAGAAGAAUAAUGACUUGCCUGCACAGCUUUCCAAGAUGGAUGUAGAUAGAUGGGAGAAAGUGGAAUGCAGUUUCACGUUAGUUGCUCAGACAAAAGGAGCACAGAUGGAAUGACCAAAAACAGUACGAGUAGCGUUGUGGGGCAUGCCUAGAACAACCAUUCAUUUUGUGUGGAGAAGGGAAAGUAAAUAUAAUGGUGACUGUAGGCUUUCUAAGAUUUAUAAUGUAAAAGUUGACAUGUGGGCAACCUUGCUCCGCAUGAGAUUCUUUAUUUAGCAGUGGAAAGAAAAUAUUAGGAAGAAAAAUUAAUCUCUGAAUAAGAGUCUUUGUAAACACCCGUGCAUCUUAAUUGUAUAUUUCUUGCCUGACAAUGGAACGGCAGAGUUUAAUUUGUUUCUGUUUCUGUGAUUUUGUUUGGUAUUUCCUUUAUCACUGUCUCUGGAUUUCCUUUAAGAGUGAUCUUCUUAAUGAUUUUAUUUUUUUUUAAGAUUUGUGUGUCUCUGUUGGUGCUUUUUUAUUUUAGCCUGGGAAGUGCGUACAAAGGAGAUGACGUGUUCUCUUGUAUUUUGAAUCUCUAGAUUCAAAAGCAUCACUGGUUUGUGCCUGUAGCUUUUUAUGGUCCAUACUUGAUGGCAAUUCCUAAGGAACAUCACCCAGUCUCAGAUGAAUGAUGAUGCUGUAUGCGUUUCAAAAGAAAACACAGAUUGACUUUUCCAAAUGAAAAACGUGGUUCUAGAACAUUGCAGUCUUGUUUCUCUGCCAUUUCUGUUUCUCAAUGACAAAGCUGCAACAGCUGUUAAUAGAAUCACGCAGAAUCACAGAAUGGCCCGGGUUGGAAGGGACCU
This is a messenger RNA of Coturnix japonica (Japanese quail), 4541 nucleotides long. RefSeq names its product myelin regulatory factor like (gene MYRFL). Gene Ontology annotation, cellular component: endoplasmic reticulum membrane; nucleus. The record is from RefSeq and is a predicted model, not a curated record. Gene Ontology annotation, biological process: protein autoprocessing; positive regulation of DNA-templated transcription. Gene Ontology annotation, molecular function: DNA-binding transcription factor activity; sequence-specific DNA binding. NCBI's taxonomy places the organism in Eukaryota, Metazoa, Chordata, Aves, Galliformes, Phasianidae.